AUGAAUAGGAAGUAUGGUAAAUGCUCUGGAUGCAAUAAAAAAAGGUCCCUUAAAUAUGGGAAUGUAGACUUGUGUACUGGAUGUUAUUCUGCACAAUUCCAGUCUGUUAAUAGCGGGAAUUCAGAUAUUGACAAUCUGAUUAAAGCAACACAGAGAAAUAAUAUUCAAUUUAGGUUAGAAUGGAUCUCAUUUGAGGAUUUUGUGGAUGUCCAGAAGGUUGCAGAGGGCGGAUUUAGUCCUAUAACAGUUGUAUUAAAAGUCCUUAAAGAUUCUCAAAAUAUAAACUCGGCAUUUAUAAAGGAG
Acaulospora morrowiae is the source of this 303-nucleotide messenger RNA. The record is from the annotation of a GenBank genome assembly. NCBI's taxonomy places the organism in Eukaryota, Fungi, Glomeromycota, Glomeromycetes, Diversisporales, Acaulosporaceae.